UUACCCUCAAAAUAACCCUCAAAAUAAGGAACCCAAACACCCUCUCAAUACACCUUCUUCUUCUUCUUCUCUUUCUCUCUCCAUCAAUACGCGCAGCCUAAAAACACCGACCACAAACGCUCACCAACACUGCAAUCUUCCUCAGCUAAUCGCCGUGCAGAUGUCAGUUUAGUGCAUUCUACAAACUCGCAAACUAGGGGAAUCGGGAAUCUCGUCAUCAUUUUCAAAAAAAAAAAAAAUUGAUAAGAGAGAGCAGAAGCUGCCAAUGACUGCUUUGUUGUCCAGUGAUCCGAUGCAUUUUGGAAUGUAUGAGGGCGGUCCAUAUAGACAUUCUGAUGAUAAAACGGAAGAAACUGGUGGCAGGUGGUAUUUUUCACGGAAAGAAAUUGAAGAAAAUUCCCCGUCUAGACCAGAUGGCAUUGAUCUGAAGAAGGAAACUUAUCUACGUAAGUCAUAUUGCACGUUCUUGCAAGACUUGGGUAUGAGGCUCAAAGUGCCCCAGGUAACCAUUGCUACGGCUAUAAUCUUUUGUCACCGUUUCUUUCUUCGUCAAUCACAUGCAAAGAAUGACAGGAGGACGAUUGCAACUGUCUGCAUGUUUCUGGCAGGCAAGGUUGAAGAAACACCUCGUCCAUUGAAAGACGUAAUCCUUGUUUCCUAUGAAAUCAAUAACAAAAAGGAUCCCGAGGCUAUACAAAGAAUUAAACAGAAGCAGGAAGUGUACGAACAACAAAAGGAAUUAAUAUUAAUCGGGGAGCGAGUUGUUCUUGCAACUCUCGGUUUCGAUUUUAACGUGCAUCAUCCAUAUAAACCACUAGUAGAAGCAAUAAAGAAGUUCAAAGUUGCCCAAAAUGCCCUUGCUCAAGUUGCUUGGAAUUUUGUCAACGAUGGGCUUCGGACAUCUCUUUGCUUGCAAUUUAAACCCCACCACAUCGCCGCCGGUGCUAUUUUCCUUGCCGCCAAGUUUCUCAAAGUUAAACUACCGUCAGACGGUGAAAAAGUUUGGUGGCAGGAGUUCGAUGUCACCCCACGUCAAUUAGAGGAGGUCAGUAACCAAAUGCUGGAACUGUAUGAGCAAAACAGAGUGGCACCGUCUCAAACGAGCGAAGUUGUUGACGGCAGUACAAAUGGCGGGGUUACGCAAAAGGGUCCCACCCGAUCUCUUCCUGACGACGAAGACGGUCCAAACAACAGCAAUUCUCGGCCGGGUACCUCAUCAAGGCCCACUCUCGAUCAAUCAGGCCCGAACGUAAAGGGAGACAUUGAAGUCAACGAAAGUCAACAAGAGCGUCACACGGCAGAAGAUGGUAACAGGAAUGAGGAAAGACGGGAAGCAGUGGAAUCAUCGAAGGAGAAAUUCAAAGGGCAGUCGCCGCAAGACGCUAUAAAACGACUCGACAAAGAUAAAGUUAAAGCCGCUCUUGAAAAAAGACGAAAAGCGCGUGGCGGUGAUGUGACCCGGAAAACGGAUUUGAUGGACGAAGAUGAUCUAAUCGAGAGAGAGUUAGAAGACGGUAUAGAGUUGGCUGCUGAGUCAGAGAAAAACCGAAAACAUAAUUGGUCAAAAUCGGUCAAUGAUGAUGAUAUGGAAGAUGGUCAAUAUCAUUCUACUUCACAUAAGGGGCAGUCAUCAAGAAGUCAAGAUUUUGACCCAGUGGAAGAAGGGGAAGUGGGGAUGAUGGAUGAUGAAUACAGGUCAAGGUCACCUAAGUCCAGUAAUAGGAAAAGAAAGGGUGGUGGGCCCGGGCCCGGGCCCGGGCUCGGGAGUGGGACCCCACCUGAUAAAAGGAGGAGAAAUUAGAAGCCAGCCAGUAAAACUAAUUUAUUCUUGAAUCUUGAGUGGAUAUUAGAUUAUUAUCUAUAUAAUUGUUCUUGUUUUUAAGAGAACAUGUUAAAACUAAAUUUUGUUUUUUUUUUCCUUUUUGGUCGUUAAAAUCAGACCAUUUUACCAACGUUAAUAUGAGCUCCUCUCUAUUCAUCAA
Molecule: messenger RNA, 1982 nt
Organism: Helianthus annuus (common sunflower)
Lineage: Eukaryota; Viridiplantae; Streptophyta; Magnoliopsida; Asterales; Asteraceae
Product: cyclin-T1-3
Exons: 7
Coding region: 266-1801 (511 amino acids)
Biological process (GO): positive regulation of DNA-templated transcription, elongation; regulation of transcription by RNA polymerase II
Cellular component (GO): cyclin/CDK positive transcription elongation factor complex; nucleus
Molecular function (GO): cyclin-dependent protein serine/threonine kinase activator activity
Source: RefSeq, a predicted model, not a curated record